AUGCUUGAACUUUGCCAGUCAAACUCUGUGAAGAACUUUAGUGCUGAAGAGGGAAUUCAGUGGCAUUUCACACCGACUGCGUCUCCUAACCGCCUGCGUCUGUGGGAAGCUAAUAUUAAAUCCAUGAAGAGAAUACUCUUGAAAGUCACAAAAUCUAACUUACUAAAUUUUGAAGAACUAACUACGCUCGUUGUGCAGAUAGAAAGUAUUCUCAACUCACGCCCACUUUCGCCCAUGUCAUCAGACCCUAACGAUCUGCAGCCGUUGACACAAGGACACUUUCUAGUUGGAGCUCCGAUUAUGUCAUUUCCUGAACAUCAUACUGCUCCAGAUUCUUUUUCUCUUUCUUCUAGGUGGAGCCUGAUUCAACGUCUGAAAGACAGCGUUUGGAAUAGAUGGAGCCAUGAAUACCUGAGUCAACUACAAACACGUUCGAAAUGGACUUGA
Parasteatoda tepidariorum (common house spider) is the source of this 447-nucleotide messenger RNA. RefSeq lists its product as uncharacterized. The record is from RefSeq and is a predicted model, not a curated record. Lineage: Eukaryota; Metazoa; Arthropoda; Arachnida; Araneae; Theridiidae.